GACUCUGACACUGAGUGGCAAGUGUAAGUCGGAGGCUUAUCUCUUAUAGCAUUGCAUGUUCCCUACAUGAGAUGGCUGCUUGAGGUGAAAAAAACAAUUUUCCAUAUACAUAGAAGCAAGAAAAUGCCGGUAGAAAGAGGAUGGAAUCGUUCGUAGUGGAUUCUUUAAGACGGGCCUUAUUUGGACUCCUGAAGUGAUAGGGGGUAGACAUCCCACCAGGAACCAGAAGAUGUUUUCAUCUGAGUAGCAUAACACUGUAAAGAGCCCUUCACCAUUCAUUUGUAGUUAUGAGGCUAAUGAAUGAAACUGCUGUCCGCAAAGCCUUGAGAAGAAACAAGCUAUGCACCGACUUUAUAAAUUCAGCCUCGUAUCAGAUAUUUUGUUGCUGUGGACCUUCUCCGUGUUCGUUUUGCUGCGCCUGCUGCCCCAGCAUUAAAGUGUCCACUGGUACCAGGCUCAUGUACACAUUCUUCCACAUUCUGGCCUCCACUGUCUGCUGCCUCAUGCUUUCCAAAAAAGUGUCAGAAACUGUCAAGGAACAUGUGCCUUGGAUGUCUCUGCUGUGCAAACAUUUGCCCGGAUCAGACUGCGAUAAUCUUGUGGGGUACACAGCUGUGUACAGAGUCUGCUUUGGGACCGCAUCUUUUUACUUCAUCCUGUCGGUUUUCCUCUACAAUGUGAAAUCGACACAAGAGUUCAGGGCGGUGGUUCACAAUGGUUUUUGGUUCCUGAAGUUCAUGAUGUUGGUUGGAAUGUGUGUUGCAGCAUUCUUCAUCCCUUCUGAAACCUUUAUACGAGUGUGGCAUUAUAUUGGUGUAUGUGGUGGAUUCUCCUUUGUCCUCAUCCAGCUCAUACUGAUAACAGCAUUUGCUCACACCUGGAACAAGAACUGGCUGACCGGUGCUUCUAAAGACAAGCGCUGGUAUAUUGCUGUCCUAUUCACCACACUCCUCUUCUAUUCCAUUGCCUCCCUGGCCUUCUAUUUACUAUACAAGUAUUUCACCCAUCCUGCUGGCUGCCUACUGAACAAAGGACUCAUCAGUAUUAACAUCUUCCUGUGUAUAAUCAUGUCCUUCAUUUCAAUCACACCUUGUGUACAGCUCAAGCAACCUCGUUCUGGAUUGCUGCAAGCCUCCAUCAUCAGUUGCUAUGUCACAUACCUUACAUUUUCAGCUCUUUCUAGCCGACCUCCGGAAAGAGUUCAGUUUCGAGGGCAGAAUUUCACAGUGUGCGUUCCAAGUAUGAGCAGGGAUGGAAUUCAGACCGAAGACACUUCAAUUGCCAUUGUUGGGACAGUCAUUAUGUAUUUGUGUGUCUUGUUUGCAUGCAAUGAAGCCUCAUACCUUGCAGAAAUGUUUGGUCCAAUGUGGAUGAUUAAAGUUUAUACCUACGAGUUUCAAAAAGCGUCCUGCUGCUUCUGUUGUCCUGAAGAAGACGAUGAAAGAGGGGAACUUUGCUGCGAGGAAGAUAUGGAUGCCAGUGGUGGACAAGCGGUGAUUCACGAUGAACGGGAAAGUGUAAUCUACAGUUAUUCUUUCUUCCACUUUGUAUUUGUGCUCGCCUCUCUCUAUGUGAUGAUGACGCUCACCAACUGGUUCAGCUAUGAAGAUUCAUCUCUGGAGUCCAUCUUUACCCAUGGCAGCUGGCCCACAUUUUGGAUCAAGGUGGCCUCUUGUUGGACAUGUGUCAUUCUUUAUUUGUGGAUACUUUUGGCACCAACGUGUCUUCCUGGACAUGGACAAAACCAGAAGAAUGGACCUCCACAGCAUAUGCUGGGACGGAGACAAUUACGCAGAGUCACCGUUUCUAAGUAGUAACUCCCAUUAUAUUUAUGAAUACAAUGACAUUCAGACUGAACAUUGGUUUGAUGAGAUCAGUGCACAUCCAAUGUGCUGUGGAAGGAAUCCACUGUAAAGUACUUGCUGUAGUGGAGGUAACUGGAUGAAAAUACAAGCACUAGAAACAUUUUAUACAUUUUGUGAUGAGAAGGGGGAUAUACAUUAUG
Rana temporaria (common frog) is the source of this 2005-nucleotide messenger RNA. RefSeq names its product serine incorporator 4 (gene SERINC4). NCBI's taxonomy places the organism in Eukaryota, Metazoa, Chordata, Amphibia, Anura, Ranidae. Gene Ontology annotation, cellular component: membrane. The record is from RefSeq and is a predicted model, not a curated record. The transcript is spliced from 13 exons. Bases 288 to 1814 code for a protein of 508 amino acids.